AUGGCUGUCACUCCCACCAAUCUCUCACUCUCACAGUUUGCCAAUUUGUGGGCUGAUAUCAAUGCUGAUCUGGUAGCUUUCGCUCGUGCGUCGUUCCAGGAGUAUCCUUUCAAUACUGAAACUGUACUCGACUCGUCUUCGACGCCAUCCUGUUGGCCUUCCUCCGAGUAUGUUCCUCUUUCUGCAACGUAUACCAAGGUUUAUACUCUGAUAUCUGGGUUAGGGCUGGUGGAAGGGCAGUAUCGCAGACAGGAACUUCUGCUGCAUUUGGCGGCGACCGCCAUCGGGGGGUGGCUCCAACUGAUGUGCGACGCCACAGGAGGUCGUCUGAGGAUGCCGCGGUCUGUUGAGUUUCAUAUAUUUAAGUUCCAUAAUGUUGGUAUGAGCCUUGCAAAGAGCUCCGUGGAAAGCCCGCAUGCCCAACCAAGAAACUUGAGUUCGUCGAUGGGCAAUGAAAAUGACAUGAACAAAGGAGAUAAUACGAGCACGGGAAAGUCGAAUGAGGAUUAUAGAGUCAGUACUUUGCUCCCCCUUGUUGUAGAUCUAGAGAACUGGGGAGGGAGAUCUAAUCAAACAUGGAAGGAGGAGACCUCUCAGCGGCUAUGGGAUAAAGUCAUCAAAGAAACGCGUGAGGCUUGGAGGAAAUGUGCAUCGGACGACUAUUUUCUGUUUUUUCCGCUCGUUCCUGUGGAUAAAGAGGAGGAAGCUUCCCUGUUCAGAAACGAUAGGGCGCUCCAGUAUGCUGAGCAGACGGCUGGGGUGUGUGCGGUGCUAACACUUGCCCAUCAUUUUCAACGCCUCCAGGAUGCUUUGUCGGUUGUGUUUCAUCGUCUGGGAUCUCAGGACCCCUGCAACGGUUGUGAGAGCGCGCAACCUUAUGGAAGUGAGGAUCGCUACCAAGGUCCCGAAACCAAAGCCCGUUUUAGAAGAAAUAAUAUCAUCAACGAGUUAUACCGAUCUCUGGUUGGGUCUCUGCUUAGAACGAAUCUGAGCUGGAUUAGUGCGAUUCUGAAGGAUAUCACGGGCCUUACAAUCGGACGAGCGGAGCUCGAUUUGCUUUGGUCGAUGCCGUUUCCGUUAUCUUGUGAAUCCGCCGUCCAUUCUCGCGGGAGUGUCGGGCGUUUGUCGACUCGGCUGCUUAGGCCGUCCGGCGGCGGCGAAGAGGCCCUCAAAGGCGAGGCACCUUUCGGGCAUACAAAGGUCAACGCGAAUUCCCUGAACUCCGCGCUUGGGCAUGACUUUAGCGCGUCUUUUUCCUCUCUCACGAACACCCACCGGGAGCGAUUCCAAGCCCCCAAAGGCGUCAGCCUCAAACGCGUUUCCUAUGUGUGCACCAUGGUCGAGGAGUGUGGGGUGGACGAUUUGCUCGACGACCUUCUCCAGGAGGUGAUGAAGUGUUGUUCAAGGCAUGGCCAGAAGGUCGCGAGCGCGUCCGUUGGCGCCUUGUUGCGCCCCCCAUCGAUGCCGUUUCUUUCUUUUUCUGGGGAGGCGAGGUCGUUCACGAGCGCGCACGCCGAGCGCGGGGGCGUCGCGCAGGCCAAUCAGGCCCUUCGGGAGGCCCUUCAGGGGUUUGUUCGCUUGCGAUCCGCGUUGAUGAUGUUUAGCGCGGGAACGACGCACUACCUGGAGGCCCUCACCCUACACGGGCGGCAUUUGUUGCUAAAAGGGCUCAAGGCCUUUACGGACGGCCUCACGGCCGGCCCCGCCGCCCUGCAAUUCGCCGAGCAGUGGGGCGUCUCGAUGUGGAUUCAGCUCUGCGAAGAAACGAGCAGUGCGAGGCCGCGGAUGGGGGGCGAGGUGGCGCGAAAAGCCCCUCUUGCCUCUCGGCGAGGCGCCGCGUCGUUCGCGCGAUCCCCUCCCCCGCUUUCGGGCGCCGCCACGAGGGUGCCGUUUCAACCCCCGCGGGAUGCCGACAGCGAGCACGCGGCGUCGAGCCUCGCUUCCUUUGCGGAGGCUGUCUCCUGCUCGACAAACGCCGUCGCGGAGAAGGAGCGGGAGGUGUGGAUGCGCAGCGCGACGUGUUCGGAGCACGAUGGGCCCCCUCACAGCCUCCGCGCGAAGACCGGUGGGGCUUUUUUCCCCCUCGAACGCGAGAGCGCGGAGCUCCGUGAGGCGGUGCUGCUUCCGGCCGAUGGUCUGCCUACUUUUUUAUAUCUCUUCGCUCGACAAGGCCCGGCGCGAAAGCAGCUGCUCGGGUGCCUCUCCCAGCGUAUCCAUGGCUACCUCAAGGAGCUUUUGACCGCCUCGGUUCAGGAUUAUCACGCCGAGUCUAGGUCCCAUGCCCGCGCGAAGACUUCCUUCCAGCUGCUUCCGCCGAAUGUGUUCGAGAUGUGCGUGUUUAUGCUGAAAAUGACGCAGAUCGCCUUUGACGUGCAUCCCGAGUCCGAUGGAAGGGUGGGCGGAGGGAUUCGUGAAGCAAACGCAUCCCGGCCGCAUAUCGCGCAGGGUUCCUUUCCCAGCGAGGUAUCCAAUGCUCAUGAGGACCUGCCUUUCCCCGACACGCAUGAUUUUGGUAGCGACGAAUUUCAAAACUUUGGUAAAACCGCCCUAAGUGUGCUGUGUAAGGGUCUUCGUUCAUUUUUUGGUGAGUUUGAAAACAGCGUCUCGUUGACGCUCGCCCAUGCCUUUCGGGCGCAGGUCGCGGAGAAUGUGAACGCCAUUUCCGCCACCGAUACCAAACUGACGUUGCUGAAGCCAACCGCGCGACCGACGAAGACGCCGAGUGCGGCCUCGCUCGACGUCCUUAACAUCCUCCUCGAGCUCACCUCCCUGCUCCCCUCGCGGGAGUUGUUCAUCGCGUGUUAUCAAAACCUCAUGGCCCCUUGCGCGUUGCACUUCGAGAAGCUGGCGGAGUUGGAGGUGGAAAAAGAGGUGGUGGCGCGGAUCGUCCGCUGCCUUGGGGUCUCGGCAGGGGCGCCGUGUGUGGCCCUCCUGCGGGAUCUCACGCGUGCCGUCCAGGAGGUUCAUCCGCCCGACCGGGAGCGCGCGGACGGGCCGAUCCCCGACCCGGCCUCCUUUCCCCCUCCCUUUCACGAGGACGGGGGGGCUCAGACGGAGAGGCGUCAGGUGUUGGCGCGCGCGGCCGCCGCGGCCGCGCGCGCCGCGAUGCUGCUCCCGUUUAAUAGCCUCAGCCAUUCCUUCGCGGCGUUCACCUCGACGCCCCCCGGGGGAGGCGGGGGCGCCCGGCGGACCCUACAGGAGCUCAUCACCCAUGGCCACCCGCUGCUUCGUCGCGUGUACUUUCUCUGUGCGGCGUGGUGGCGGCCCCACCUGAUCGUGACCGUCUCGCAUGGCGAGAUUCAGUCGUUGUUUCACCACCAUCGCUUCUUCGCGAAGGAGUUGGUCGACGCGGUGCUCCGGACCGUGUGGUAUUAUUCGAGCCGCAAUUAUGCGCUCGGGGAGGGCAUGAACCACGGGGGGGGGCUGCAGCCCUACCCGGGUUAUGAGGCCCUGCGCGAUCCAGGCUGGGAUGACCGCAAUGACGCCGCCGCUGGGAUCGGCGGCAACCUCUUUCUCGGCCUCUCCUCCGCGUUAUCGAAGAAAGUGCAGAAAGGGGGUAGCCGGAUCUACACGAACCUUCGUCUCACCAAGCGCUGCGGCGGGUCUUUUGGGAAUGACUCCUCGGAUGAGGAUAGCGAAGGUUUCACCGAGCCUCAUGGUGUGUCGUCGACGGGCGUGAGCUCUCCUUCGGAGAGGCGUUGGGGGGCUCAGUCGCAGGCCUUUUCCCCUACCCCGCGCGGAUCCCGCAGAGCCACGGCGGGGAGGGCCUUCGCCUUCGCAAGCCCCGCGGCGGAGCGGACGGCGUCGUCCGCGCGCUCGGAGGGGAGCAUCGCUUCCCUCAAUCGGCAUCCCGACGUGGUCCUCUCGGAAGAGGUGACGUGGGAGUGCCGCCACCUCUCCUGGCCGAUGUGUUGCGGGCGGCUCACGUUUAUCAUACACCCUCUGCCCUCCCCAACGCCGCCGCCGGGGAAGCCAAGCGAGACCCUCGUCGAGGAUGGGAAGGAGCCUCAGAUCGACGGGGCUGGAGCGAUGCACGACGGCAAAUCGUACGCCAUCGCACCGGCUUCGCCAGGGAUUCAAGUUACCGGGCCCCUGGUGGUGCUCGUUCUGCUGCAACUUCUACACAAAGUCCGCCAUCGCGCGGAGAGCGCGUCGACAUCGCGGCCCCCGAUCACCUUUCAGUGGUUGUGUACAAACAUGCCGGUGAAAACUCCCAAAACGAUCAUGGGGCACCUCCUCCACAGCCUCCUGCGGUUCGGUCUGGUUCAGCGUGAGGUGCAUCUUGAGACGAAGCAGUAUUGGUACUGGCUCCCAGAUCAGUUCUCGCAUAUCAAGACUUCAAAAAUUACGAUCGACCUAACCAACUCUUUGCAAGAGUGCAGCUUUGCGGAAAUGGGCUUCAGUUACCAUGCAGCCUAUUCCUCGAGGGCGAGGCACUCCUCCGUGAACGCGGCGAUCAAAGGGGACGCCGCCGGUGGGGAAAAUGGAAGACGAUCGUGGCUAAGCUCACCCGGGACUUCUUGCUCGUGUUCGUUGAGUCUUUCCGAAUGGCAGGCCUCUCAAAAGAGUCAAACGCCUGCCUGCAGUUUGGAUAGCUCUGAGGAGAGGAAUAAAGAGCACCUGGUUUUCAUGACCAAACUACGCAGGGUGGAGUUGUGCAUCGUCGAGGUCUUGAAGAGAUCCCACACAAUGAAGCAUUCCGAGCUGUUUGAGUGCGUAGAGGAGCGGCUUCAGGAUCACGGUCCCGUUUCCAUGUCGUUAUUUAAAACGGGCUUAUCAAACCUUAUUGAAAAAGAUUUCAUCAAACCCAUGGGUCUUGAUGAAUAUGCCUAUGUGACUUAA
Messenger RNA from Phytomonas sp. EM1, 4842 nucleotides. The record is from the annotation of a GenBank genome assembly. NCBI's taxonomy places the organism in Eukaryota, Euglenozoa, Kinetoplastea, Trypanosomatida, Trypanosomatidae.